Molecule: messenger RNA, 2031 nt
Organism: Aedes albopictus (Asian tiger mosquito)
Lineage: Eukaryota; Metazoa; Arthropoda; Insecta; Diptera; Culicidae
Exons: 2
Coding region: 1-2031 (676 amino acids)
Biological process (GO): DNA integration
Molecular function (GO): nucleic acid binding
Source: RefSeq, a predicted model, not a curated record
AUGUUCUGUGAUGCGUCCAUGAAAGCGUAUGGUGCCUGCAUCUAUCUGCGGUGCACUUCGUUCGACGGCACUGUCACAGCAGUACUACUCACCGCGAAAUCUCGAGUGGCACCGCUCGAAGAUCUAGAGAAAAAACGGAAACAGACCUCAAUUCCUCGUCUGGAGCUGUCGUCCGCACUCACCGGAGUUCAUCUGUUUGAGAAGGUCGUCCAAAGUAUCAAAAUCACUGCCCAACCGUACUUUUGGACGGAUUCGAUGAUCGUUAAAUGCUGGAUCGCUGCUGCUCCGUCACGCUGGAAUGUUUUCGUUGCAAAUAGAGUGUCCGAGAUACAGCACAUCACCCGCGGAGGCAUUUGGAACCAUAUCGCUGGGCUGGAAAACCCCGCGGACGUUUUGUCAAGAGGCAUGCCUCCAGAUCAACUGAAGGACUACGAGAUGUGGUGGCAAGGUCCACCGUGGCUGCGCUUGGACAAGUCUUCCUGGCCGAAAACCGCUACAAUCAACCUGGAGGAUCUGGAUCCUUCACUCCUUGAAGAACGAACGGCGGUAGCGGCUCCAGCUCAAGUUGUAGAACCCAGCCCGAUUUUUGGUCUUCGAUCAAACCCCGAUGAUCGGAAAACAGGCCUUGUCAAGCACGAAGAGCGGUCAGAGGCAUUACACCAGCUUCUACUCUUAGCGCAACAAGAAAGCUUCCCGGAGGAUUUGAUCGCGCUUCGCAGAACCGGUGAAGUUAAACCAACAUCGAAAUUAAGAAAGCUAGCUCCACGCCUUUUCAAUGGAAUCAUCUUGGUCGGCGGCCGGCUGCAGAACGCUAACAUUUCGGCUGGGCGGAAGCACCCAAUCGUUCUGGACAACCAUCAUCCUCUAUCGAUUAUCAUCGACGUUCACUACCAUCAAAAGAACCUUCACGCUGGACAGCAGCUCUUGAUUGCCAGCAUGCGGAAGAAGUACUGGCCAUUGUCUGCUCGCAACCUGGCUCGGCAGGUCAUCCACCGCUGUGUCAAAUGCUUUCGGACACGGCCGACGGCUCAUGAGCAGCUCAUGGCGGACUUACCUGCAGAACGUGUCACUCCGGCUCCACCAUUCAUACGCGUAGUGGUGGACUACUGUGGUCCGUUCUAUAUCCAGUACCCCUAUCGCAAGGGCGGUCCGAUAAAAUGUUUUGUUGCCGUUUUCGUAUGUCUCGCUGUGAAGGCGGUCCAUUUAGAGGUCGUGGGAGACCUUACAACUCAAGCUUUCAUCGCCGCACUGAAAAGGUUCGUCUCCCGUCGAGGUCGGCCUGAAAUACUCAUGUGCGACAAUGCAACGAUCUUUGUCGGCGCCCGGCGAGAACUGGAUGAGCUUCGAAAAUUGUUCAACAACCAAGACUUCGUGAAAGCGGUUACUGAGGAGACAUCCUGGGAGAACAUCAACUUUAAAUUCAUCCCGGCGAAGUCACCUAACUUCGGUGGCCUGUGGGAGGCCGCCGUGAAGUCGAUGAAGGAACACCUGAAGCGUACCCUAGGCAAUACAGUCCUCGUCUCAGACGAAAUGGCCACUUUGGCACAGAUUGAAGCGUGUCUCAACUCGAGACCCCUCACGCCACUGUCCAACGAUGCAAUCGACCUGGAAAUCCUAACUCCCGGUCACUUCCUGGUGGGCAGGCCGCUCACAGCGAUCCCAGAACCAUCAUUGCAAGACCUCAACGAAUCAAGGCUUUCGAAGUGGCAGCGUGUGCAGUAUUUUCUUCAACGAUUCUGGAAUCGUUGGUCAACCCAGUACUUGUCAAACCUGCACACCCGUACAAAGUGGACCAAACAGCGUAACAACCUUUUCGUCGGCACCAUGGUACUGCUGUGCGAGGACAACGUGCCGCCCCUCAAAUGGCGGCUGGGUCGGGUCACAGAGAUUCACCCAGGAAAGGACGGCAACAUUCGUGUCGGCAAAGUUCACACGAAGGACGGAGAUUUUCUACGAGCGAUAUCCAAAGUUUGUGUCCUACCAAUACGGGACAACGAGUCGACACCAGCGUCAGCUCACGAGGAGGAUUGA